Messenger RNA from Ceraceosorus guamensis, 1895 nucleotides. RefSeq lists its product as hypothetical. Gene Ontology annotation, biological process: regulation of transcription by RNA polymerase II. Bases 348 to 1667 code for a protein of 439 amino acids. The transcript is spliced from 2 exons. The record is from RefSeq and is a predicted model, not a curated record. NCBI's taxonomy places the organism in Eukaryota, Fungi, Basidiomycota, Exobasidiomycetes, Ceraceosorales, Ceraceosoraceae. Gene Ontology annotation, cellular component: NuA4 histone acetyltransferase complex; nucleus.
CAUACAUCUUCAUCAGCACUUUGAUUCGUGGAUUCUUGUGCAUGUUCAAGCGCACCUAUCAACGUCCCAGCAUUUGAUUCAGCAUCCAGCACCAUCCAUCGGCACAUUCUCUCUCGACCGCCCACAUCUCUUCUCUCAUCGUACCCACGCAGUCAGGCCGCAUACACGAACACGCUCGCCUUUUGCUUCUCUCUCUCUCUCUCUCACUCUCUCACUCUCACACAAGCCUGCCUGAUUGCGGGGCAUGCACAGUCACCCUUUGCGCCGCGCAGUCUUCCUGCCCUUCGACAAUCUUCACUUCCUUGGCCAUCUCACGUAGCUGCACUUCAAAACGCAUCCCCCCCAUCAUGUCAGCAGCUUCGGACUUGGCUUCGCCGGGCCCAAGCGCUGAGCUGUCGGCAGGUGCAGCCGAUGCCCAAUUCUUGCGUCUCGUAGGACAACAUCGACCCCUCGGACCUCACAAACACUUCAACUCCAUCCCCGUCCUCGUCGCGCUCUCUAGACGAUCUGCGAUCAAGAGGGAAGCGGAUGAAGAGCAGCAGGAGGAAGGGAGCGAUGGUAGCAGCCGUGAUCGGACAGUCGAGCUCGAAGGCGAAAGUGGUGGUGGCGGGGCGACGGAUGCUGAGAUUGCUACGUUGGAUGGCCACAUUAUACGCCUCAGAUUGGAUGAGCUGUACGAUGUCAAGGGGCUCGAGGAGCUGGAAGAAGCAGCUACGCGAACUCAAUUCGGUCUGCGCUCCGAGUCCGCUUCUCCUUCUUCGAGUCCCGAAGCAGAUCACGAGACCAGCGGCAUGUCGAGGCGCAACACAUCCUGGAAACAUCCCAGAUUUGGCAGCGGCAUACUGCGAUUGGCGGGUGUGGGCGGUAGAUCGAGAACGUCGACGGCAUCUGGCGCAGUAGAAGGAGAUGCGGGUGGAUCUGCAAGGGCUCAAACACCUUUGGGCCACUCGCUUUUGCCCUCGAUCAUCGCCAAAGGCUCGAGGCAUGAGUUCGGAUUGCCUUUCGACGACGGCUUCGAUGAUUUGGUGCACGCUCGUAGGCUGGUAUCUGCAGAAUCGAAGCACAACGUCAGCAGCGAUGACGAGCUCAGCGAUAUCGAUCCUGAUCGUGAGUACAAGAGAGAAGAGAAUGACGAGGGAGACGACGCCAAGGCCGAUGCCGAGCAGCAAGAGGAAGAUGAUGAGGAAGGUGGAGAAGUGCGAGAAGCGCAGGAAAAGCCUCGCCGUACGCGGGGCUCGACGCAACGGUCUUCCAAAAGGCGAAAGACGGAGAAGGAAGCUGCGGAUGGGGAUGGGGAUCACGAGGAGACCAAUGCGGCCGAGGAGGAGGAGGAAGAGCAGCAGGAUGAAGAUGAAGACGAGCAGAAUGAGGAGGUGGAUGAUGACGAGGAGGAAGAAGAGGAGGAGGAGGAGGAUGAGGCGCAGUCGACACGCUCUGGUCGACGUGGCGGUCAAAGCAGUGCUGAACAUAACAGCCGUAAGCGCACGCGAAGCAACAGGUCUUCAACAGCAGCAGCAGCUGCUGCUCAGCCAGCUUCGGCUUCCAAGGCUGGGACCAAAAAGAAGGGCCAGAGCGAUGCGUCUGGAAGCUCUCUGGCAGUCGAACAAGGCCAACCUUCCAAGUCUACAAGGAGCAGCACGGCACCAAGGAGGAGCACCAGACGUUGAGUUGGUCGCAUCUCUGAACGGGAUAUUGGUCAGUCUUUUGGUCUCAUCGUGCAUCGCAUCAUCGGCACAAAAGCACUGCACAAUAAAGGAACACAUGUAUUUUACAACAAAAAUACAACAAGACGAGCGAGUAUCAUGAAAAGCAAAACGGACUUCUAAGCGUCCCUUGCGAAAGUUCCGACGUACGAGGGGAGAAGUCUUGCAUGCGGAGAAUCGAGUCGCGGACGG